AUCUGAUAUCCCUUCGUUCUUCGUGCCAUACCAAACGGAAUUUGCAAGGGUAUUUCGAAACGUCAUAAGCACAGAACAAGUUACCUGUUGGCUGGCUAUCAACUUCCCGAUCGAAUCCUAAAGUCAUGGAACGCGUUACCUAAACUCGAGGGUGCAUCUCUCUCUCUGUUGAUUCAUUAAAAAUAAGUUUGACAAACUGAAAGAUAACUAUUUUCAGGAAUAACAACGCUACUCAGCCUUCUAUUUUUCAAGCAGAAAUUGAGUAGAGACAUAAAUGUGCAUUGUACUGUGGUUUGCACCAUGGGAAUAAACUGCGGGUUGCUUGAACCUUUUGAUCAAUACCUUUAAUUGGGCAGUUACAGCUAAAUAGAAGCUAAUUGAGCAGAGGAUAUAUGCACAUCUUAUCGGGGGAUUUAAUCAAACUGCAGUUCCCACCAACUGAUUGAGUUGCUUACUGUACAUACUAUAGUUGAAGCUACAACAGAAUAACUUGUGUUUACUAAGUGGAAAACAACCUAUCUCAGUAGACAACGUUACAAUGGACCAAAAAGUUUCUAGUUAUUUGGUUCCUCGUGAAGUUCUUUUGCGGUAUGGUGGAAUAACCAAUGAUCAGAAGAAGCAUUUGUACAGUGAAAUACAUUCGUUGGAUUUCGUGUAUAUACCAAGCUUCCUGAAGUCACAAGGGUCCGGUGUUGAACUUUUGUUUCAGUACGGUGUUUGUCAGUCUCCGAAGGAAUUUGAUGGUCAAAUUUAUGAAUAUUUUGUGUGCCCUACAUCGCUUAAUGAAAAGCUUGGCUCUUUCGAGGGCGAGCAAAGAUUUUGUUGUGGAGCACCUCCACUGCAAUAUUGUUGUACAUCCACCCAGUUUUCAUCAGAUCUUUUAAUUUCACCUUCGAUUUUUAUUGGAGGCAGUCUUGGAUUUCUUUUAUUUGGUAUCUUUUUCGUAAUAUACGCAUAUUCAAGAUUAGCACGUAAUCUUCGUAAAGCAUCUAAUAAGUUAUUUUACGAAACAAACGUUGGUGUAUUUGCUUCCCCUGCUUUCCAUGAGCCAAUACAAAAUUUAGAGCUGGCCACUUCAUCUGAUAUACAAUCAAGUGGACCACCUAAGAAGAUGUUACUCUCUGGUGGUAGUAGAUUAACUAAAAUUUCUUCUGAAAAAUCUGUCUCUGGAAAUCCAUCCCAAAAUACAAAUUUUACUAUCAACAAUGAUCACUUGUUGGUAAUAUCUGAUAAUUCCGAAAGAGAAUCAAUUAAGAAUUUAAUUCAUCAACAUAAAUCAAGACAUUCUUACAUAAUAAAUAAUAAUAACAAUAAUGGGAAGAAGAAAAAGAGGAGAAAGAAUGAAAAUUCAACAUCAAUCAAAGCUCGACCUGUACUGUUGAAAAGAUCAUCGUGAUUUGUACUGUCCUUUGCUUUUAAACUUGAUUUCUAAUUAUGUAAUUUGAUUUGCGCCAUUUAGUUGAAAUCGAGAAUAACAAUCGACAAUGUGUACAGUUGUGAUUAUUGACAAAUAUACAUAAAUUGUUUUCUUUGAGUAA
Schistosoma haematobium is the source of this 1538-nucleotide messenger RNA. Its product is annotated as Lysine-specific demethylase 4C, variant 2. The record is from RefSeq and is a predicted model, not a curated record. Bases 539 to 1396 code for a protein of 285 amino acids. The transcript has 6 exons. Lineage: Eukaryota; Metazoa; Platyhelminthes; Trematoda; Strigeidida; Schistosomatidae.